CCCCCUGUUUACGGCACGCGUGUGUGACGCGCUUUAUGAGUAUGCUGGGCGCAGUGAGAGGAGGACUGAGAGCAGGUCAGGCGCUAGCUGUGGCACUCAGACGUUCACAUUCAGAGCAGUUUUGCAGCAUGUCGUCGUGUCAAACCGCACGCAGAGUCCCAGCCACGCUUCUGGGCUCCAUGGCGUUCGGGGGGCGCGCAGACGCGGACACGAGCGCCAAGAUGGUGAAGGUGUUUCUGGAGCGCGGGCACGAAGAGCUGGACACCGCGUUCAUGUACAAUGACGGGAACGCGGAGAUGAUCAUCGGGGCAAUGCAGCUUCCUCAGACAGUUCGAAUUGCCACCAAAGCGAACCCCUGGAACGGCAAGACGCUGAAGCCGGAGAGUGUGCGCUCUCAGCUGGAGACGUCGCUCAAGAGGCUGCGCAUUCAAAGCGUCAACAUCUUCUACUUGCACGCUCCAGACCACGAGAACCCCAUCCAGGACACGCUGAGGGCCUGCAAUGAGCUGCACAAAGAGGGAAAGUUUAAAGAGCUCGGCUUAUCAAACUACGCCUCGUGGGAAGUGGCUGAAAUCUGCCAGAUCUGCAGACACAACAGCUGGGUCCCUCCCACCGUCUACCAGGGCAUGUACAACGCUACCACGCGACAAGUGGAGACGGAACUGCUGCCGUGUCUGCGACACUUCGGCAUACGUUUCUACGCGUACAAUCCCCUGGCAGGAGGUCUGCUUACCGGGAAAUACCAUUAUGAGGAUAAAGAUGGAUCUCAGCCUGCAGGACGCUUCUUUGGAAACGAUUGGGCUGCUGUCUACAGAGACCGGUUUUGGAAGGAGAGCCAUUUCCACGCUAUAGACGGCGUCCUGAAGGCCCUCGAGGCAGCGUACGGUUCCGAGAAGCCGAGCUUAACCUCGGCCGCUAUACGCUGGAUGUAUCAUCACUCUCAGCUCAAGGCUGAGCACGGAGAUGGCAUGAUCAUCGGGAUGUCCACCAUGGAGCAGCUUCAGGAGAAUUUAGCAGCAGCUGAAGAAGGUCCUCUAAAGCAGGAAGUGGUGGAGGCCUUCAAGCGUGGCUGGGAUUUAGUGGCUCACGAGUGUCCUAACUACUUCCGCUAGACACACACUGGAAACGAGGAAAAACUGCAAACGCCUUUAAUUACUCCCGUAAAUGAAGAAGAGGAUCUACUAUAAUGUUAUUUCCCCCUAAAAUAUAUCGUAUAAAAAGUGUUAUAAUCUGUUCAGACUUGAGCUGAAAUGCCUUUGAUGCCAUUCAUGUUAAUAAUUCAAGCUAAACUUUGACUGUUUUGUAAUUUAGCACUUAUUUUUGAUAAUCUAAGGAUAAAGAUCACUGGUAAACAUGUAGCAUAUUAUUUUUAAAAAAUGACAGAACAUUUAAUCCCAUAUCAGCAUACCAAAAAUAAGCAAAUGACGUCGAUCUGAAAGUGGUAUAUUUUAUGAGAAGUCAUGUAGGAACAUUUGGAUCAUAAUGUCUGGAUCAUAAAUCACAUAAAACACACGUUGAAGAAAGAUUUGCACAAAUAUGUAUCCGGGUUUUGCAAGUUAAACUAACAAGUCCAUGUGGAAAGUC
Molecule: messenger RNA, 1584 nt
Organism: Pangasianodon hypophthalmus (striped catfish)
Lineage: Eukaryota; Metazoa; Chordata; Actinopteri; Siluriformes; Pangasiidae
Gene: akr7a3
Product: aldo-keto reductase family 7, member A3 (aflatoxin aldehyde reductase)
Exons: 7
Coding region: 36-1112 (358 amino acids)
Source: RefSeq, a predicted model, not a curated record